Messenger RNA from Oncorhynchus kisutch (coho salmon), 3483 nucleotides. RefSeq lists its product as uncharacterized. Gene Ontology annotation, molecular function: phosphatidylinositol binding. The record is from RefSeq and is a predicted model, not a curated record. Bases 238 to 2865 code for a protein of 875 amino acids. The transcript has 16 exons. Gene Ontology annotation, cellular component: endosome. NCBI's taxonomy places the organism in Eukaryota, Metazoa, Chordata, Actinopteri, Salmoniformes, Salmonidae.
AAAAAGCAUCACUCUGACCAAUCAGUGCCCUCCUCUGGGUGCACAGUUGUUGUUUUUUCUUCUUAAUGUUUUUUUUUUUUUUUCAAGACGAAGGACAAGCAAGUUCAAAUGGCUUUUGCCAUAUCUCCAUGAAUUAAUGUUUUUGUUGAUAAAGAUAUAUAUUUUAAGGCUGAAAAGCGACACGAAUGGAAACUUCGUAGUGGAAGGAAUGUUACUGGUGUCUUGCAAAGAUAGAAAAUGUACCUUUGGCGCUUCUCUAUCGCCAUGAUUCUUGGGCUUGUUUGGUAUUUCUCGGACUGCGGACAGGUUGUGGCUCAAAUAGUUUUGUGUUUACUAUUUUGGCCAUCAACCCCUCAUUUCUUCAUAAAGACCGGACGGGAAAGCGGCACUCAAACAUACGAUGUGGCUGAAGACAACUCAUUUCAGGAAACACUAAAGGAUGAACAUUUAGGUUGUGGUGUGACUGAUACAACAAGCACUAAAGCUAAAACAUCACAGGAGACACAGUUUCCCCAUGUGAAGAGGUCUCUUCAGCAAGUGUUUGAGUGUGCCUACGCCCAGCUAGUCCUCCCCUGGUACUGCGUCCCUGAGCCCUGUGACAGUCAGCUCCUGCACGGGGUGCUGUGGAAGGAGUUUGACCAAGUCAUUGAUCAAGUCAUCAGCAGAGGCAAAGACUUUGAUGUCUGCUCAGCAAGUGUGGGCUGCAUUCGCAUCCUGACCCAGCACCUCCAUAGUGCCAAACAGUCUGAUAGAGAACCAUUGUUCAGCUCUAGGGGAGAGGAGGUUGAAGUUCUAAGAGUCUUCUCUGAAGCACUGGUGCGAAACCUUUUCCCUCAGUCUCUAUGGGGACUGGCAGUCAGCCACUGUGCCUUAAAUGAGAUUGUUGCCUUAAAAGUGCUGGACCUGCUGGUGCGGUGGCUAUCAGACCCAGACAACCUCAACCAGCUGGUGGUGAGUCGGCUGGAUGGAGUGACCCCCAAGAGCUCUGUGGAAGAGCUGUGUGAGUCUAACUCUGACGGGGCCUCUCCAGCCGCCCUGGAGAGCCAGACCAGUGAUGCAACACUGGAAGAAACCGAGAAUGCUCAAACCGGUGAUGGCAAGUCCAAAAAGAAAGCCAACAAAUUGAAGGAAGGCUGGUCUAAAAUCCUUGACAAGAUGAAAUCGAAGAAAGAUAAAAGGAAGAAGAUGAAGAAAAAGGAGCAGGUGCUGGUGGUCAGAGCCAAGUCUAUCCAGGAUUGUUCAUCAAAGGAAAGUGAAGGUAGUAGCCGGGAGUGUUCCAUCCAGAGGCAGCAGGACCCCGACAGCGUAAGGACACUGCACCAGAUAGAGCAGGAGGAUGGUGAUCUGGAGAGCUACUUGACCAGCGUACAAGAAGAAAUGAUGGAAUUCAAGCUGUCAUAUGAGAUGUGGCGGGUUGGCCACUGGGCUGUCAGCGUCCCUCAUAUGGAGAGGGAAAAUGAGGAGAUGUGUUUUACAGUUCACCUAGAAGAGAGGGAUAACCCUGAGAACCUUCACUGGGAUGUAAAGAAGACCCAGACGGACAUCAUCCAUUUCUGCAACCUAUGGCAGGACUCUGCUAAUUUACCCUCCCUAUCCGUGUUAGAGGCAAGCACUGAGAGUAACAGCGAGGAUUUUAGAGAAGCCAAAACGUCCCUCAAGGUCUUCUUACAGGAGCUGGUCUCUGAUGCUCUGAUGGGCCACACUCAGCCAGUGUUUCAGUUUCUGUGUCCUCUGGACAAGCUGCUGAGUGAAGAGGAGCAUGUAGGGGGAGUGUGGGGUCUCCUUAGUGGCCUGGCCUACUUCCUGUCUCCAGGGCAAGAGGAAGAUGAGGACAAGCACAACACUCUUCAAAGAGGGACCAAAUCAGAUGAUUCCAACACACCUGAGAAUGCAGACUCAACUGCAACUGAGAAGCUGAAUGAAAACAUUGGUGAUACAAGGGAUGGUUCUCUUUCAGAACCAAGUCCCAUUGAGUGCUGCAGAGGUAAAGUGAUGGUGCCAGUAGAGAAAUCAGACUGUUUGGUUAAUGCAGGCAAAACCGAGGACACAAAAGAGGAAUCGGAGAACCCUGUAACUUCUCACCUAAAGAUGAUCAACAAAGAACUAUCCAGAUCAGAGGAGUGUCUGGCCCAAACAAAAUCCGACAACCCUGAAGACCAGACCGACUCUGUCUGUAGGCCGCGACAUUUCAGUCAAAAUGGAGGCUCGCAAUAUGACCUCGCUGACAGUCCGUCAUGGUGUUAUUUAGUUGGAAAGUCAAAUAAAAAGGAUAAACUCACUUUCAAAAUGUCAGGAGGGAUCCACAGGAGUAGAGUAAAGGACAUGGGGAGUCAGUCAAAAUUAGAAGACUCGCAGUGUUUGAAAAAGAACCAAUCCAGCUGGGAGCAAAUGGAAGCAACCAAAGCCAUUUUUGAUUUGUUGAAAGCAAUAUCUGGUAAUUCCAUCCUCCUGAACAUAUUUGAUGCGAUUCUGAAACCCGUCAUGCCGAUAUUGAAAAAGAAAGUGAAAAGCUUCUUGAAUAAGAUGAACCCAACGGAUGCCCAGAUGGCCUCCUAUAUCGAUAACCUAUGUGACAAACAGUGGCCUGAGGGCUCGCCAGAGGUGACCAGCCCUAAACCCCACCGCAGCAGUCAGGAAAAGAACGAGACCAAAGACCGAGCUCAGCACCUCAUCAAUGCCAGAUAUUCAAACUAUUUAAUCUUGAAGAAGACUGAUAUGGAGACAGUGUUUAAGCUCUUCCAGGACUGUGAAGAAAACAAGAAGCUGGUCUAUAUGCUGCUUUCAUUCCUUUUGAGAGAGCUUCUGCCGGGUGAGGAUGCCCUUAAUGUGAGUGCCAUAACCCUGCAGAAAGUGAACGCCAACUAACUCAUUUUAAGAUGUUCACAGGUCAUGCUUUUAAAUUAACUGUAGUUCUGAUGUUUUAGAAAAUUAAACAAUUUAUUUGAUUGGUUGUCAUGCCUUAACAGUCCCAUUUAAGUCUACACUUGGUGGGAGUAUUAUAAUAAAGAAAUCUUAUGAUACAUUUCCAGAGAAGUAUAUUUUACCUCAUACAUUAAACAUGCUGUGAAUCAUGCCUAUUAUUUAAAAUGUAUCAUAUGUUGACGUGUUAUGUAUUUGGCAAUAUCAGCACACUAAUGUGAGGUUAUUCAAGUUAAAACAUCCUCUACCGGUGACAAUGGCGUACAUCGUUAAUCUCAGAGGGGGCAUAAAUGUACUUUGAUUUCACUGGUAGUGACACACAGAGCACUUUGAAUAAAAUGUUGAAGUUUUGACCUAAAGGGUUUUGAGCACUUUGAGCACUUUCAUAGUUGAUGGGGAGACGUGUUAUAUCAGAAGCUUUUGAGGAAAGUUGUUAAUAUUUUGUUAUUGGAUUUUGAGAAUUUCCAGAAAUUACAUACGCACCUGCCUUCUAAAAGAAAGCUUGCAAGACACUGAAUGUGAAAAUUAAGUGUCUUGUUAAUAAAGCUAUUUUAUAUAUAUCUA